This is a messenger RNA of Pezoporus flaviventris, 5581 nucleotides long. It is a transcript of the gene PLCG1, whose product is annotated as phospholipase C gamma 1. The transcript is spliced from 32 exons. NCBI's taxonomy places the organism in Eukaryota, Metazoa, Chordata, Aves, Psittaciformes, Psittacidae. Gene Ontology annotation, biological process: phosphatidylinositol-mediated signaling; positive regulation of epithelial cell migration; phospholipid catabolic process. The record is from RefSeq and is a predicted model, not a curated record. Gene Ontology annotation, molecular function: phosphatidylinositol-4,5-bisphosphate phospholipase C activity; calcium ion binding; protein binding. Bases 137 to 3991 code for a protein of 1284 amino acids.
CUCCCCCGUCCCCUCCUCCCGCUCCCCCCCGGCCGUGGGGCGCGGCGGGCGGUGCUGAGCGCGGAGCCGGCGCCGCUCCGGGCGCUCCCGCUCCCCAUUCCCAUUCCCUUUCCCGUUCCCUUUGUUCGCGGCGCCGAUGGCGGCGGGGCCGGGCAGCGGCGCCGGGGCCCCGAGCGAGGCGGAGGCGGUGCAGCUCUGCCGCAGCCUGGAGGUGGGCACGGUCAUGACCCUCUUCUACUCCAAGAAGUCGCAGCGACCCGAGCGGAAAACUUUCCAGGUGAAGCUGGAGACCCGGCAGCUCACCUGGAGCCGCGGCUCCGACAAGACCGAGGGCGCGGUGGAUAUUCGUGAAAUCAAAGAGAUCCGUCCAGGAAGGAACUCGCGUGACUUUGACCGGUACCAGGAGGAUCCGUGUGUCCGACCAGACCACUCUCACUGCUUUGUUGUCCUCUAUGGCACAGAGUUCCGGCUGAAGACCCUCAGCUUGCAAGCCACUUCCGAGGAUGAGGUCAAUAUGUGGAUCAAGGGGCUGAACUGGCUGGUGGCUGACACGCUAAGGGCUGCCACCCCUCUGCAGAUUGAAAGGUGGCUCCGGAAGCAGUUCUACUCGCUGGAUCGCAACCGAGAGGACAGGAUCUCCGCCAAGGACCUGAAGAACAUGCUGUCUCAGGUCAACUACCGGGUGCCCAACAUGAGGUUCCUGCGGGAGAGACUCAUGGACGUGGAGCAGAGGAGCGGGGAUAUCACGUACGGGCAGUUCGCGCAGCUCUACCGCAGCCUCAUGUUCAGCGCCCAGAAAAUGAUGGAUGUCCCGUUCCUGGACAGGGCUGGAGAAAGGUCUGAGCACUUCAGGGUGUCACUGCUGGAGCUGCAGAAGUUCCUGCUGGAGUACCAGAGGGAGCUCUGGGCUGCAGACACCCUUCAGGUACAGGAAUUCAUGUUCAACUUUCUGAGAGACCCUCUGAGGGAGAUUGAUGAGCCUUAUUUCUCCCUGGAUGAAUUUCUCACCUUCCUGUUUUCCAAAGAGAACAGCAUCUGGAACUCGCAGCUGGACAUGGUGUGUCUGGAGAACAUGAACAACCCCCUCUCCCAUUACUGGAUCUCCUCCUCACACAACACGUACCUGACCGGGGACCAGUUCUCGAGCGAGUCCUCGCUGGAGGCGUACGCGCGCUGCCUGCGCAUGGGCUGCCGCUGCAUUGAACUGGAUUGCUGGGACGGUCCCGAUGGCAUGCCAGUCAUUUACCAUGGGCACACCUUAACCACCAAGAUCAAGUUCUCUGAUGUCCUGGUCACCAUCAAGGAGCAUGCCUUUGUCACCUCCGAUUUCCCAGUCAUUCUGUCCAUUGAGGACCACUGCAGCAUUGCUCAGCAGCGGAACAUGGCUCAGAAUUUCAAGAAGGUCUUUGGGGACAUGCUCUUGACCAAACCUGUGGAUAUCUCUGCUGAUGGCCUUCCCUCUCCAAACCAGCUCAGGAGGAAGAUCCUCAUCAAGCACAAGAAGCUGGCAGAGGGCAGCGCUUACGAGGAGCUACCCACGUCCGUGAUGUACUCCGAGAACGACAUCAGCAACUCCAUCAAGAACGGGAUCCUCUACCUGGAGGACCCCAUCAACCACGAGUGGAACCCGCAUUACUUUGUCCUGACCAGCAGCAAGAUCUAUUACUCUGGGGAGACAACCAGUGACCAAGGAAAUGAGGAUGAAGAAGAGCAAAAGGAGGUGAGCAACAGCACGGAGCUUCACUCCACCGAGAAGUGGUUCCACGGGAAGCUGGGAGCGGGCCGGGACGGGCGGCACAUCGCGGAGCGGCUUCUGACCGAGUACUGCAUCGAGACUGGCGCCCCCGACGGCUCCUUCCUCGUCAGGGAGAGCGAGACCUUCGUUGGAGACUACACCCUGUCCUUCUGGCGCAACGGGAAGGUGCAGCACUGCCGCAUCCACUCGCGGCAGGAUGCCGGCAGCCCCAAGUUCUUCCUGACGGACAACCUAGUGUUCGACAGCCUCUACGACCUCAUCACCCACUACCAGGAGGUGCCUCUGAGGUGCAACGAGUUUGAGAUGAGGCUGACGGAGCCGGUGCCACAGACCAAUGCCCAUGAGAGCAAAGAGUGGUACCACGCCAACCUCACGCGGGCCCAAGCUGAGCACAUGCUGAUGCGGGUGCCGCGGGAUGGAGCCUUCCUGGUGCGCAAGAGGAGCGAGCCCAGCUCCUACGCCAUCUCCUUCAGGGCGGAGGGGAAGAUCAAGCACUGCCGGGUGCAGCAGGAGGGCCAGACCGUGCUGCUCGGCAACUCCGAGUUUGAGAGCCUGGUGGACUUGAUCAGCUACUACGAGAAGCACCCGCUGUACCGCAAGAUGAAGCUGAGGUACCCCAUCAACGAGGAGACACUGGAGAAGAUUGGGACAGCGGAGCCGGAUUAUGGAGCCCUUUACGAGGGACGCCACCCCGGGUUCUACGUGGAAGCCAACCCCAUGCCCACCUUCAAGUGUGCAGUCAAAGCCCUGUUCGACUACAAGGCGCAGCGGGAGGAUGAACUCACCUUCACCAAAAAUGCCAUCAUCCAGAAUGUGGAGAAGCAGGAAGGAGGCUGGUGGAGAGGAGAUUAUGGUGGCAAGAAGCAGCUGUGGUUCCCCUCCAACUACGUGGAGGAAAUCACUGGUCCCAGCAGCCUGGAGCCAGAGCGGGAGCAGCAGCUGGAUGAGAACAGCCCCCUGGGAGACCUGCUGGGGGGUGUCCUGGAUGUGCCCUCCUGCCAGAUCGCCAUCCGCCCCGAGGGGAAGAACAGCCGCCUCUUCGUCUUCUCCAUCAGCAUGGCCUCGGUGUCGCGCGUGUCCCUGGACGUGGCGGCUGAUACGCACGAGGACCUGCUGGACUGGGUGAAGAAGAUCCGGGAGGCAGCGCAGACAGCUGAUGCACGGCUCUCCGAAGGGAAGAUGAUGGAGAGGAGGAAGAAGAUUGCCCUGGAGCUUUCAGAGCUGGUGGUCUAUUGCCGGCCUGUGCCCUUUGAUGAAGAGAAGAUUGGCACAGAGAGGGCCUGUUACCGGGAUAUGUCCUCCUUCCCCGAGACCAAGGCAGAGAAGUACGUCAACAGGAUCAAGGGCAAGAAGUUCCUGCAGUACAACCGCCUGCAGCUCUCCCGCAUCUACCCCAAGGGCCAGCGCCUCGACUCCUCCAACUACGACCCGCUGCCCAUGUGGAUCUGUGGCAGCCAGCUCGUGGCCCUCAACUUCCAGACCCCAGACAAGCCCAUGCAGAUGAACCAGGCCUUGUUCAUGUCCAGUGGCCAGUGUGGGUACGUCUUGCAGCCGACCAACAUGCGGGAUGACAUCUUCGACCCCUUCGACAAGAGCACGCUGCGGGGCGUCGAGCCGCUCUCCAUCUCCAUUGAGGUUCUGGGGGCCCGGCACCUUCCCAAAAAUGGGAGGGGAAUCGUUUGUCCCUUUGUGGAGGUGGAGGUGUCUGGGGCCGAGUACGACAAUGCCAAGCAGAAAACGGAGAUCGUGGCGGACAAUGGCCUGAACCCGCUCUGGACCCCGAAGCAGUUCCACUUCCAGGUCAGCAACCCCGACUUUGCCUUCCUGCGCUUCGUGGUGUAUGAGGAGGACAUGUUCAGCGAUGAGAACUUCCUGGCUCAGGCCACCUUCCUGGUGAAAGGCUUGAAGACAGGCUUCCGAGCGGUACCCCUGAAGAACAACUACAGCGAGAACCUGGAGCUGGCGUCCCUGCUUGUUAAGAUAGACAUCUUCCCUAGCAAGCAGGAGAACGGUGAGAUAAACCUCUUCAGUGGGGCAGCCCUGCGGGACCGCACCGUGGAUGCUGCCACUCAGCUGCUGCUGGGCAGAGGCAGAGAGGGCUCCUUCGAGGCACGGUACCAGCAGCCCUUUGAGGAGUUCCGCAUGUCGCCGGAGCAGCUGGCUGACCACUUCGAGAGCCGGGAGCGCAGCAGGGCGCUGCGGAGGACCCGGAUCAACGGGGACAACCGGCUGUAGCCCAUCGCGGCGGUGGGAGCACCUCCAGUGCCGGUGGAUCUCCCGGCACACUGUGAACUGGUUUCUAUGGAAACGGCACUGCUAUGGCCUCCUUUCAGGCAGCUUCUCCGGUUUCUCCGCUGAAGUGUUCGAGUGGAGAACUAAAAAAAACAUAUAUUGGGAAAAAACCCCACACCAACCCCGAAUCCCUCCCGUCACCACCAAGCCCUUAACAAAGCACACGGGUGCGCACUGCCUGCCAGCUGCUGAGGGGAGACAGCUGUCUGACGGCAAAGAACAAGACCUGAACUCCCCCAGCCAGCCCCUGCCACCGCUGCUCUGCCCGGAUUCCCAGCGAUCCCACUCCUGUGCAGCUCCCGGGGCCCUCUGGCACUCAUCCUUUGCUGUGCCAUUCCCAACGCGCCGGGCAAGGGGGGACAUGAGCGACCAAGGCAGCACCUCUGUCCUGGGGGCAUCGCAUCUACCUACCUGUAUAGCCACUGCCGACGGGCCAGUAGUGAAACUCACAUUUACAAGGCCUCUCUAGCUUUGAAUGACAAUAAAAGUGUCAGUAUUAUGUGUGUGGUGUCUGGUGCAUGGCCCCACUGCAGCCCUGCCUGGGUGUGGAGCCAUGCCAGGGGGCUGCACUGCUCCAUCCUUCCUCCGGGCUUUAGGGAGGUUGCAGCUACUGGUAGGGGGAAAUAACCAGGAGCAGCCCUAGAUUUAAUGUGGUUAUGUGCUACAGCUGACCCUGCUUUGCUGAAUGGGAAUGGGGACAAGCAGCUACUCCAGGCUGCAGAAGGAUGACUAGGACAGAGGUAUCCAGGCUCUGGCACAUAGCCGGGUCACCCACUGCUGGCCUCACCCUGUGGGUAAGUUGUGCUUUUAAACCAAAAGGAAGGUUGUGAUGGAGCAUUCCCCACUGGGGGCACAGCUCAGCCAUGCCCAUGCCUGGGGCAGCUCCUGCUGUUGGCACCAGGGGAUCACCAGGGCUUCCCUGAAGUGAGCGCAAUCACCAGUCGAGUCACGGUCGUCUUUUCCGCUCUUUAUUUAGGAACAACCAAAAAUGUCUGGUUUCAUUUCAACAAACUGUACAAGCAAGCUCUUCCCCUCACCCACCCUCACAUCCACAUAUACAAAAGGAAGGGAAACUUGCCGUUCACUUCUCAGAAGUGGCAUUGUUGCUACAGGGAGUUCUUGCCCUCAGAAUAAGAGCAGGUAAAGUUCCAUAGCAGGUACAAGCUACCCUAGCCCUAGUAAUAGCUACAGCCCACAAUCACAGGCAGCUUCACUUUUUGUUUUUCCUCUUUAAAACCUUUACCAAAAGUAAAAACUAGUUCCUGUCUCACACGAUUGCCAAGGUGACCAUCUAAAACUGUGGUCUUAAGAAAAACACAAUAAUAACCCCACUGGAACCCCCCACACCUCCCCGGUACAAAGACCCAGCAGAGCCCUUGCUCUGCUCCCUAGCUGCACGGCCACCCUUAUGAAAGGUCCCGUUGCAGCUACAAUUACAUUUUCCUUUGGAUAAAUCCAAGCAAAAAUUCCAGGUCAUUCAGCACCAGCAUGAUUUCUAAAUAACAAUAAUUAAAAAUAAAAAAACAAAACAAA